Molecule: messenger RNA, 846 nt
Organism: Aureobasidium pullulans EXF-150
Lineage: Eukaryota; Fungi; Ascomycota; Dothideomycetes; Dothideales; Saccotheciaceae
Product: WD40 repeat-like protein
Exons: 1
Molecular function (GO): protein binding
Source: RefSeq, a predicted model, not a curated record
UUAUCUCCAGAUGGGAAAAUACUGGCGGCUGGUGACCAUACGACAAUCACACUGUGGGAUACCACCACGGGAUCUCUUCAAAGCACAAUCGAGGACAAAGACGAUAUGUUCUUCGGCAUGGCUUUCUCGCCUGACAACACGUUGAUAGCCGCAGCAACUGAUGAAGGGCACGGUCGUAUCUGGAGUACCGAGACUGGGGAGUUGAAGCAGACUGUUACCGUUGACGAUGAACGUACGCUAUCAUUGGCCUUCUCCCCUGAUGGCAAAACAAUCGCCACUGGCUCUGAACUCAUAAGGAUAUGGGAUGUGGAAACUGGAGAGCUGCAGCAUAUACUCACAGGACCGGGCGAUCGCAAAUUAUCAUUCUCUGCCAUCUACUACGGACACGUAUGGCCGUCUGAAAUAUGGCAAGUUCUGUUCUCAUCCGAUGGAAAGAAGCUAGUCUCUGUAUGCCCAGAAGCACACUGUGUGCGGAGCUGGAAUACCGAGACAUGGACGUUGGAGAAGACAAUACUGGGACAGGGAGCAGGCUUCUCUCCUGACGAUACGCAUCUCGCAGUCCAGGUCAAUGACACUACCAUCCAGAUAUACAAAAUCCUCGAUGGCCAACUUCAGCGCACCCUCGAGGACGCUGAAAAAAAGUUCGCCUCAUUCACAUUCGCACCUGACAGCAAAGUCAUUGCCACCUACUCGGGUCGCGAGAUCAUGCUCUGGAAUAUUGAAAGCGGCGAACUCAUCAAAACGCUUGAAGAUCCGGAAAGAAAGGUCUCGGCAUUCUCAUUCUCACCAGAUGGAAAGAUCUUGAUAUCCGGGACGAGAAGAUGUGGCCUCAGAGUUUGGGAUGUC